Capronia coronata CBS 617.96 is the source of this 1530-nucleotide messenger RNA. RefSeq lists its product as uncharacterized. The record is from RefSeq and is a predicted model, not a curated record. The transcript has 8 exons. Lineage: Eukaryota; Fungi; Ascomycota; Eurotiomycetes; Chaetothyriales; Herpotrichiellaceae. Gene Ontology annotation, biological process: DNA-templated transcription. The coding region runs from base 1 to 1530 and encodes 509 amino acids. Gene Ontology annotation, cellular component: nucleus. Gene Ontology annotation, molecular function: zinc ion binding; DNA binding.
AUGUCCUGGAGGAGUUCGGGGUACAAGUCCUGCUCGGCGACUACGAAGGUCCCCGAACCUGAGGACGAGAGCUCCACCCAUGCGUUGCUGUUCUACGAUGGCCGCGUGGUGCAACUCGUCGGAUUCACGGGGGAGCAUGAUCCGUAUCUCCUACGGCAUGCCGGCUAUGGUGACGAUAGCUUGUUCACCUGCGCGAAUCUUACCUACCGUCGAGUCAUCACCCAGCAACCCUUCCCAUUACUCUUCAUGAUAUCCAGAAACUGCACCGAGGCAGAAGAGACUCGCCGAAUGGGCCAUGCUCUGGAUACGGUCGAGUCCAUCAUCAAGCCCUACGGGAGCAAUUUGCUCAAGCUAUAUUGGCGUUAUGUCAACCCAUGUUAUCCCAUCAUCUACCAACGCCGGUACAUCAUACGACAUCUGAUGCGAGAAGAAAAGAUCGACCCGGCCUUGAUGGCAGCCAUGUAUCUGUCAGCUCUCCAGUGGUGGGACUUUGACCCGAGCCUGUCGGCUAAACCGCGCCCGGACGAACAGGCACUUCGACACUUUUUGGACACCACUCUAGCCCAUGACUUCAAGGGUCCCAAGUUGGUGACCGUCCAGGCCUUGUUGUUAUACAGCCAAGCUCCAGUCACUAACCCAAAGACUGAAACCCAGAUUGUCGCGGUGGCACAGCAGCUGGGCUUGCAUCUCGACUCUUCGACGUGGUCAAUUCCCCCUUGGGAACGGAAGGUCCGCAAGAUUGUCUGGUGGGCAGUGUAUAUACAGGAGAAAUGGCAAGUCUCCCCUUCUCCUCGGCCGAGCCACAUUCCCUCUUCCGGCUGGAAUGUUCCCUUGCCCAACGAUCUCGACUUCAUCGAGGAAGGUAAAACCUUGGAGGACUUCCCGAUCCGGAAUUUCGUGACUGGAGCACGCAUGUUUCAGGCCAUGGCCACCAUGACCGUGAUCCUGGCGGAAAUCCUUGACACUUUCUUCUCCCUCCCUCGUGUGCUUGAUGUUGAUUAUAGCCUCGACGAAGCGCUCCAGCUGGCCAAUCCUUUACGUACCAAACUGUAUGAUUGGCGAAUGUCAUUGUUGCCAUGUCUGGAAAUGGAUGCCCACGCCGUCAGAGAACUCAACAUUUGUGGUUCGUGGUUUCGCUCCUUACAUCUUUGCUAUCACGCUUGUCAGAUGGCCAUCAGCCGUGCGUUGACCCGUACGAAGGCCAACGACAUCGAGACAGCCGCCGCAUGUUGGAGAGAUGCACAAGCGUCGGCUAACAAUGUGGUCGACUUUGUCCAGAGCCUCACCCCGGAGCAUCUGCAAAGCUUUUGGUACUCGUUUUGUCAGGCAAACCUCGCCAUGGCCAGCACUUUUCUGGUCAGUGUCCUGCUAACUAGCGGCAGCGAUGAGCAAUUCCAGGAGAUGCAGCAGUCCAUCGAGCAAUUCCGAUGGAUUCUGACAAUUCAAGCUCGCCACACAGAGUUAAUGGGUCAUGCAUUGGCACGAUUGGACAGCCUUCUAGCCAGUCAGGAGGCGGCCGAAUUCCUCUGA